Triplophysa dalaica is the source of this 4443-nucleotide messenger RNA. It is a transcript of the gene sec24d, whose product is annotated as SEC24 homolog D, COPII coat complex component. Lineage: Eukaryota; Metazoa; Chordata; Actinopteri; Cypriniformes; Nemacheilidae. Gene Ontology annotation, molecular function: SNARE binding; zinc ion binding. Bases 206 to 3343 code for a protein of 1045 amino acids. Gene Ontology annotation, biological process: COPII-coated vesicle cargo loading; intracellular protein transport; endoplasmic reticulum to Golgi vesicle-mediated transport. Gene Ontology annotation, cellular component: COPII vesicle coat; endoplasmic reticulum exit site. The transcript has 23 exons. The record is from RefSeq and is a predicted model, not a curated record.
CCAAACCGAGGGCGCCGCGCGCAUGCGCAGACGCUGCUGCUUUGUGACGCGGCUACGCGCACAGACACCGGUGAUGUGCUGGAGUUUGACGUGGCACUCUCGGCACGCAAUUCAACAGCAGCAGUGGAAGGGACGCCCGGAUCAUCAUUUUCUUUAAGUUCUAGGUCACCGUUUUUGUUCCUGAUUGGAAUGAAAGAAUAACGGCAUGAUGAGUCAGCAGGGUUAUGUUGCCACCCCUCCAUACUCCCAGGCCCAGGCUGGAAUGGGGGUAUACAAUACUGGUUUUGGAAACCCCCCACCUCAGUCCCAUUAUGGGGUCUAUGGAUCUCCACCACAAGCUUAUUCUACUGCUCCUACAGGUAUACUGAAACCACCUGCUUCUCCUUCUGGAAUGCCCCCACCACCAACCUCCGGCCAGUACGGAGCUCAAAUUCAGCAGAAUGGUGCCCACAGUUAUCAACAUCCUCCUGUUGCCUCUGCUCCCUCCAUGUCUCCUUACGGGCAGCCUCCUCAAGGGCAGCCUCCUCAAACUGCUUAUCAAAGCAUGGCACAGGCUCCACCCCCAACUCAACAUAUGACCAAUCAAAUGAGAGCUAUGACACAAGCUCCUCCUCCAGCUCAACAGCUGACCAAUCAAAUGAGUGCCAUGAAUAUUGCAGGAUAUGGCCAAAGGCCCAUGCACGCCCCCCAGUCCCCCUCAAGUGCAGCGGCACCCCAACCAUUUCAAACACCUCCACCACCAGCGAUGGGACAUCCUCCACUGUCUCCACUAGGACAACAGCCACCCUCAAUGGGAUCACCUACACCAAUGGGAAUGGCUGGCCCACCUGGACCAGGUGUACCUCUGGGUGGAAGCGUCCACCACCAAGCACUUGGACCCCAAAGCUAUCCACAGCAACCAGGCCCAUUUGGUGGACAAAUGGCAGGACCGCAGAUGUCAGGCCCCCAAACAGGUGCUUUCCCAGGAGGCUUCGCUGGAGGUCCAGCCCAAAUGGCAGGCCCGCCACAAAAGAAGCUAGACCCUGAUUCUAUUCCAAGCACGACGCAAGUGAGUGAAGAUGACCAGGCUAGAAGAGGAGGACAGGUGUAUGCUACAAACAUCAGAGGUCAGGUGCCUCCACUGGUCACCACAAAUUUUACCGUACAGGAUCAAGGAAAUGCCAGCCCAAGGUUCAUGCGAUGCACAACAUAUUCCUUCCCAUGCACAGCUGAUCUCGCAAAGCAGUGCAAAGUGCCUCUGGCUGCAGUUGUUAAACCGUUUGCCACUUUGCCCCAAAAUGAGACUCCUCUGUACAUUGUAAAUCAUGGUGAGGUCGGACCAAUCCGCUGCAAUCGCUGUAAGGCCUAUAUGUGCCCUUACAUGCAGUUUAUUGAUGGAGGACGACGGUACCAGUGUGCCUUCUGCAGCUGUGUUAAUGAAGUUCCAGCGCAGUAUUUUCAACAUCUGGACCAUAUGGGGAGAAGAAUGGAUCUGUAUGAGAGACCAGAACUGUCUUUGGGCUCUUAUGAGUUCAUUGCCACGCUGGAUUAUUGCAGGAACAAUAAGCCUCCAAACCCUCCAGCCUACAUCUUCAUGAUCGACGUCUCCUACACCAACAUCAAGAGUGGACUUGUCCGACUAAUAUGCCAAGAGUUGAAGACGUUGCUUGACCGACUUCCCAAAGAGGAGGGAGCAGAUAGCUCAGUCAUCAAAGUGGGCUUCGUCACAUAUAACAAGAUUCUGCACUUCUACAAUGUGAAGAGCGCUCUGGCACAACCACAGAUGAUGGUGGUCUCUGAUGUGGCCGAGAUGUUUGUACCACUGCUCGACGGAUUCCUAGUCAACUUUCAGGAGUCCCGGGCUGUUAUAAAUAAUCUUCUGGAUCAAAUCCCCGACAUGUUCGCUGAGACCAAUGAGAGCGAGACUGUUUUCGCACCCGUCAUUCAAGCUGGUGUUGAGGCACUGAAGGCUGCUGAAUGCAGUGGGAAACUCUUCAUCUUCCACUCCUCCAUCCCGACAGCAGAGGCUCCCGGAAAACUCAAGAACAGAGAUGACAGAAAACUGGUUGGCACAGAAAAAGAGAAGACUCUGUUCCAGUCUCAGCGGGGUGUGUAUGAACAGCUGGUUAAAGAUUGUGUAGCACAGGGUUGUUGUGUCGACCUCUUCCUGUUUCCCAAUCAGUAUGUGGAUAUGGCCACCAUGGGUGAUGUGCCCUCACAUACUGGGGGCUCGGUCUACAAGUACAGCAACUUCCAGGUGGAUGUUGAUGGUCGGCAUUUUCUUAAUGAUCUCAGGAGAGAUGUGGAGAAGUCCAUUGGAUUUGACGCCAUCAUGCGUGUCCGGACUGGCACGGGCUUCAGGGCCACAGAUUUCUUUGGCACGGUCUACAUGAACAACACCACCGAUGUGGAAAUGGCCGCGGUGGAUUGUGACAACGCGGUGACUGUCGAGUUUAAGCACGACGACACGCUCAGCGAGGAGUCAGGGGCUGUUAUACAGUGUGCACUGCUGUACACCACUGUCAGCGGACAGAGACGCCUGCGAAUCCACAACCUCAGUCUGAACUGCACCUCACAGCUGUCUGAACUUUACAAAAGCUGCGAGACAGACGCCCUCAUCAAUUUCUUUGCCAAGUCAGCCUAUCAGGCCAUGCUCAGCCAGCCAAUGAAGACGGUGAGGGAAAUCCUGGUCAACCAGACCGCUCACAUGCUGGCCUGCUACCGAAAGAACUGUGCCAGUCCCUCUGCUGCCAGCCAGCUUAUCCUGCCGGAUGCGAUGAAGGUGUUCCCCGUCUACAUGAACAGUCUGUUGAAGACUCCAUCUCUAGUAGGCAGUGGUGAGCUCUCCACAGACGACAGGGCCUUUUUCAGACUCAUGGUUAUGGCUAUGGGAGUGGAGGAGACGCAGAUCCUGCUGUACCCACGGCUCAUCCCACUGCACAAUAUGGAUGUGAGCAGCGAGUCUAUACCACAAGCGCUGCGCUGUUCUGAGGAGCGACUAAGUGAGACGGGCGUCUUCCUGCUGGAGAACGGCCUCUUCAUGUUCCUCUGGUUGGGACAGGCGUGCCCACCCGACCUGAUCCAAAAUCUCUUCAAUGUGCCAUCUCUGGGCCAUCUGACAACAGAAGGACAGACAUCAUUACCUGCGCUGGAUAAUCCUCAUUCCAGGAAACUUCAUUCAAUCAUCUCCAGCAUUUCACAGCAGAGAGCCAAAUCCAUGAAGCUGCUGAUAGUGAAACAGAAAGACAGAGGAGAGACGUUGUUCCGCCAGCACCUGGUGGAGGACAAGGGUCUUCACGGAGGGGCGUCUUACAUGGACUUCUUGUGUUUCGUCCACCGCGAGAUCAGACAGCUACUUACUUAACCGGAGUAAGAUAAUGUUGUAACAGACAGCCUCCUUCAUUUCUAACAUGUAAAGCUGCCUAUAAUAUAUGACCAAAAUCAUUUCUGUAGUCGAGUGUGUAUAUGGACUUUAUACUUACGUUUCGGGCGUCAGCAAAUAGGUGCAUUCACAAUAUAUGAGAGAUCGCUUCUCAGAUUUUUCUCAAACGAUUUCCCUGAAUUCAAGAUCUAUGAAAGAGAAAUAUUUCACACAAUCGACCUGAGCAUGACUAAAUCUGGCUUUGGGGAAAACGUCCUGUCCAGUAUGUGUGCUGCGCCUAUUAAAUUAUUACAGGACAUGUUUGUGAACAAGACCGUACAAUAAUUGGUCUUUAGUUUUAUUUGUAUAACUUCAGGGAUGGACAUCACACAAAAAUCGAAAUGUAGUCAUGCAUAAAAAUACGGCAUAUUGGUAUUUAGUCAGUAGUGACUACAAACGUCCAUUCGUAUAUUCAUACAAUAGUUAAAAUCUAUACAUCAACAUCUAUGUUUUAAUGUUAUAAAGUCUUUGUUUAACUGUUGUACUUUAUGUGAGUAUGCGUAUCACUCGUUUUACAUAUUGUUUGUUUAUAUGUUUCUGAUACAGCAGGAUAUUUAAAGGGAUUCUGUCAGUCUUAUGAUGGCAGUCAUCAAUCCUAUAAUAAUGAUCUUAUAAUCAAAUUAUUUUGCAUCAUUUAUAAAAAGGCAUUACGUGUCCUUUACGUGUCCUUACCUGAAUAACUAAUGUCGACUAAAGCUGGAACGGCCUUCUGUGUUUUCUUGUUGUUGUUUUUUGGGGAAUUUCGGUCAUUCAUACAAAUUUGCUCUUUGAAGCAAAUCGAACGUGGCAUUGAUAAUUUUAACCGUGCAUCUCUGGACAAAUACUGUGUAUUUUCUUACAGUUUGAGAUGAAUCGUAAAGACUUCAGCCUUCAAAUAUUAUCUCAGGUAACUAAGUCUUUGUACCUGCUCAUCAGUUGCUUUGAAUCCGAACAGAAAUGAAUACAGGUUUGGAAGUCAAGAACAGCCUGUUGUGUGCAAUUCAGUUGAAAACCUUUAUAAAGCUGUUUUUGAAUAAAGAUGCAGCCCUGUUGACCUUGCAUAA